AGACGGAAGGAAUCUCGUUUAGGAUUCAGACCAGUGCAAAAGGACCUUUGGGCGCAGAUAUAUUGUUGAAGCUGUUGUUUCAUUUGCCGAUUGGUUACCCAUCAAGCCUGCCGAAUAUCUCUGUUAGCUCUGAGCAGCUUACAAGGACGCAGUGUGCGGCCGUGAAAGGGAGAUUACUUGAGGAAGCAGAGAGGCAUUUUUCACAGCCCAUGGUACACGAGCUGAUUCUCUGGAUACAGCAGAAUCUUAAGCAUGCUGUCGAGCGAGCUGAAGCUUCAGUCUGCAGCGGAGAAAGUACUCUAUCAACAGACGGACCUGAGGAGGAUGGUGUCUGGAUUGCCCUUCUGCAUUUAGAUCAUAUGAGAGCAAAGGGAAAAUAUGUCAAAACAAUAGAAAAAUGGUGUGCAGAUCUAAAGCUGACUGGAAGACUGAUGUUCAUGGGCAAGAUGAUUCUGAUUCUUCUUCAAGGAGACAGAAGGAGCAUUAAG
This is a messenger RNA of Podarcis lilfordi (Lilford's wall lizard), 488 nucleotides long. NCBI's taxonomy places the organism in Eukaryota, Metazoa, Chordata, Lepidosauria, Squamata, Lacertidae. The record is from the annotation of a GenBank genome assembly.